AUGAACUCUAUUACUGACAUGGCUGUCCAUCCGUUAGUCAGCCAGAAGCCAAGAUUCAGUUCGUUAUCUAAAAGAACUUUUAAGUCCGCCAAAAUUGAGAAAGGUUAUGUGAAUACCACCAACCCUAACAACAACAAUAAUAAAUUGUAUAAGACGGGUAUUAACGAGGUACUGAAGAAAAAUGGAUAUCAAGUGCACGGACGACAUAUGCAGCCGAGACUAAAGAGUAGACAUCUUGAGGCAAAAAGACAACCAGCCCAUCUACCUUAUGUCAAAGGAGUAACCGACAAGAUUGGCCAUGUACUACGUAAUUACCCUGUGCCGACAGUAUAUGCUCCUAGAUUAAAGGUAAAUAACAUCGUGGGAACGCCGAAGGAUGUUUUACCAUUACAAACACCUGGCGUGUAUAAGAUUGAGUGCAGUUGUGGUCGUUGUUACAUUGGUCAGACGAAACGAACAAUAACUGAAAGAGUCCGUGAACACAUCACAGCUGUAAAAAACCGCCAGGUAAAUAAAUCGGCGAUCGCAGAACACUUACUGGAAAGAGGCACAAACCACUAG
Molecule: messenger RNA, 561 nt
Organism: Diatraea saccharalis (sugarcane borer)
Lineage: Eukaryota; Metazoa; Arthropoda; Insecta; Lepidoptera; Crambidae
Source: the annotation of a GenBank genome assembly